ACAGUGUAAAGUUUAAAAUCUGGAUAAGAACGCAAUACUUAACCGCAAUCAAUAAUUCAGAAUCAAAACUUCAACAUUUUAUUUUCUAUCAACAUUUUGGUCUAGUCAGUGUGAUUUUAUCGCCAGCGUGAUUUGCACGCUUUGAAAAAGUUCCUACUUGAGAUUCGGAUGUAUUAAUAGCGGGUUAUUGAUUACUAUCUGAUUGGGUAUUACAAUAUUGAUAGAAAAGUGAUUAGUUGUUAAACAUUAAGUUAUUGUGUAUCGUGAUUUGUUCGCGGUUGAAGUUCAAUCCAGUGCGUUGAUUUUACUUUUUCUAUUGUCCAGCUCGAAGCACGAUGACGAAGACCGCCCAUAAUCAGUCGACAAGCGACGCAGCAAGCGAAUGCACACGCAUUCCAAUCGAUCCAACUUCUACUUCUACUGAAAGUACUAAAACUGAAGCAGUGGAAAUGCAAGGUGAAAUUUUGAGUCCCAAGGAUAUAAAUACAAAACAAAAUGGUUUGUCUGUCCAAAAUGGAGAAUUCAAAGCAAUUUACAAUGAUUUACAUCACGAAAAGAAAGAUUAUUCUGUUUACACUAUAGAUAAUGGUGUAGGUAAUGCAACGAAUGCAACCAGGCACAGUGCAAAGUUCAACAAGUUGCCUAAGUCAAAGCGUCCAAUUGUGGAACCAGUGAAGGAAGGAUGGUUUAAAAGUUUAUUUUAUAGUCAAGUAGGACCCAACAACAUAAAACUCUUAGUGGCAGAGUUUCUGGGCACAGGAUUAUUGUUAUUCUUAGGAUGUAUGGGUUGUUUAGGAGCACACACCGAUGUUCCUGGUUAUAUGAGUUCACUGAGUUUUGGUCUCACAGUCAUGGUCAUCAUUCAGAUGUUUGGUCACAUUUCCGGCGCACAUCUUAACCCUGCCGUGACGAUGGUAACUGUACUCAGCGGUAUUGUCGAGCUGAAAUCCGCACCAUUCUAUUUACUUGGACAAUUCGCUGGCGCCAUCUGUGGAUUGGGAGGUCUUAAACUCUUAAUGCCUUCAGACUUCAUCGCUCAGGAUUUCAUCGAUGAAAACACAAACCAAACUAUUCACAAGUUAGGAUUGUGCACGACAAAUUUAAACUCUAAUCUUACUCCUGCUCAGGGCUUUGGUAUUGAAGUUGUGAUCACAUUCAUUCUGAUCUUCGUGUGUUACGCCCUCUGGGAUAAACGCAACUCAACAAAACAGGAUUGUCCCCUGCGUUUCGGUUUCCUCAUCGCUGCUAUCGGUAUUGCCGCAGGUCCCUUCACUGGUGGCAGUAUGAACACAGCGAGGAGUUUCGCCCCUGCUCUGUUGAACAACGACUGGGAAAAUCAAUGGAUUUAUUGGAUUGGUCCGACUUUAGGAGCUUUAAUCGCGCAUUAUUUCUACAAAUUAAUUUUCUCACUGCCUGCGGAAGACUCCGAAGAAGACGAAUACGAUGAAGUAUCCUUAAAAGUAAUGAAGGACGAUGCCAAAGCUUAAUUAUUAUAAAAUGUAAAUAAAUUAAAAUUAAUACUAAGCCUGAUUUACUCCAAGAUGAAAUCAGCUUAAAUGUAGUGACUUAAUAAAUUAUUACAUAAAAUUAAAUCAAAGACAAAUUUAAAAGCAAAUGAUUUUAAAAAUAGUAAAUAGAGUAAGGUUGUAUUACGA
Dalotia coriaria is the source of this 1655-nucleotide messenger RNA. RefSeq names its product aquaporin AQPAe.a-like. The record is from RefSeq and is a predicted model, not a curated record. Gene Ontology annotation, cellular component: plasma membrane. Gene Ontology annotation, biological process: transmembrane transport. NCBI's taxonomy places the organism in Eukaryota, Metazoa, Arthropoda, Insecta, Coleoptera, Staphylinidae. Gene Ontology annotation, molecular function: channel activity.